UCCCCCUCGUGUCCCUCUGUAGCAGCAAUCACUCACUCAUUCCUCCACAUCUGUGAAGAAGUCCUUCCCCGUCUGCACCCAGUCUUCGCGAUGGCCGCCGCGACCGCCAUGCACUCCACCACCCUUGCAGGACAGUCCCUGCUGAAACCCGUCAAUGAGCUCUCCCGCAAGGUUGGCACGAGCGAAGCCCGUGUGUCUAUGCGCAAGUCCUCUGGCAGCGACAGCAUCUGGUAUGGUGCCGACCGACCCAAGUUUCUGGGCCCCUUCUCUGGCGAGACCCCCUCGUACUUGAACGGUGAGUUCGCUGGUGACUAUGGGUGGGACACUGCUGGACUCUCGUCUGACCCUGAGACUUUCGCUCGCAACAGGGAGCUUGAGGUCAUCCACGCCCGAUGGGCUAUGCUUGGAGCUUUGGGGUGUGUGACCCCUGAGCUUUUGGCCAAGAACGGUGUGAAGUUCGGAGAGGCUGUGUGGUUCAAGGCCGGAGCUCAGAUCUUCAGCGAGGGAGGUCUGGACUACCUAGGUAACCCCAGCCUUGUGCACGCACAGAGCAUUUUGGCCAUCUGGGCUUGUCAAGUUAUCUUGAUGGGAGCCGUCGAGGGCUACCGUGUUGCCGGUGGGCCUUUGGGUGAGGUGACUGACCCCAUCUACCCUGGUGGCUCAUUCGACCCCUUGGGCUUGGCCGAUGACCCCGACACCUUUGCGGAGUUAAAGGUCAAGGAAAUCAAGAACGGUCGUCUGGCCAUGUUCUCGAUGUUCGGAUUCUUUGUCCAGGCUAUCGUCACCGGAAAGGGACCCUUGGAGAACCUGAACGACCACCUGGCUGACCCCGUCGCCAACAACGCCUGGGCUUACGCCACCAACUUCACCCCCGGCAAUUAGAUUACGAAUUUGUCGAAAUGAUAUUGGUUGUAGCGGUGCGACGUUCAAGCGAACGUGGUUUGUAAAUGUGAUUUUAUUUUAUCUAGCCGAAAAUCAAAUCUGAUUUCUCUUCCA
Messenger RNA from Physcomitrium patens, 996 nucleotides. Its product is annotated as chlorophyll a-b binding protein, chloroplastic. Gene Ontology annotation, cellular component: membrane. The record is from RefSeq and is a predicted model, not a curated record. Gene Ontology annotation, biological process: photosynthesis, light harvesting. NCBI's taxonomy places the organism in Eukaryota, Viridiplantae, Streptophyta, Bryopsida, Funariales, Funariaceae.